UAUAAAAGUUCCUCGGAAUCUAUGCACUAAGCUUAACGUACAUGACCAUUUUUUCACCCUCAAACGGCUAGUUUUAUUUUUUCUACCCAUACGUACGCUAUGUAACCUUUUCAGUCUCACUAAUCGAUCACACCCACUUUUCCUCUCCUUCUUGGAAACUCACCAAAUCCUCAACACUAUUUACACUACUGAGAAAACAACUCAACAAACAAAAUACCACACUUUAGGAAUCCAACUUCACUUUCAUCUUCUCCUUCUUGCAUCACACCUUCUAAAAGAGUGAACAAAGAAAAAACAUAGCAAAAAACAAAAUGGCUAUGUUUCUCUUCAUUCUACUCUCCUUAAUAUUCAACAACAUAUCAAAUAUAUCAGCUUUGUCAUCUCAACCAGGAAUCUGCUACGGUCAACUAGGAAACAACCUUCCAAAACCUCAAAAUUCAAUAUCACUAAUCAAAUCCCUAAAUUCAAAACGCAUCAAAAUCUACGACACAAACCCACAAAUCCUAACAUCCUUAAAAAACACAAACAUUCAAGUCUCAAUCAUGCUCCCAAACGAACUCAUUACCAACAUCUCCACAAACCAAACACUCUCAGACCAAUGGAUCAAAUCCAACGUUGUGCCUUUCUACCCACAAACCCUAAUUCGUUACCUCCUUAUAGGAAACGAAAUCAUCUCUUCAACACCAAAUUCCACGUGGCCUCACCUCGUUCCCGCUAUGCGAAGAAUCAAACACUCACUCAAAAAAUUCAGAAUUAAAAAAAUCAAAGUUGGUACUUCUUCCGCUAUGGAUGUUCUAGAAACUUCUUUUCCACCUUCAAACGCUGCGUUUCGUAAAGACAUAGCGGUUCAAGUUAUUAAACCCAUGCUUCGUUUUUUGAACCGGACCAAGUCUUUUUUCUUUUUAGAUGUUUACCCGUUUUUCGCUUGGAGUUCCGAUCCGGUUCAUGUAAACCUAGAUUACGCUCUUUUUCGAGCCACUAAUGUUACCGUUAAGGAUCCAGGUUCGGGUUUGGUUUACACGAAUUUAUUUGAUCAGAUGGUUGAUGCGGUUUAUUUUGCAAUGGAGAAACUCGGGUUUCCGGAUAUUCGGAUCUUUAUUGCGGAAACGGGUUGGCCCAAUGGAGGUGAUAUUGAUCAGAUUGGUGCUAAUGUUUUUAAUGCUGCUACUUAUAAUCGGAAUUUUAUAAGAAAGGUUAUGAAAAAACCGGUUGUUGGGACUCCGGCUCGACCGGGUUUGAUUCUUCCGAGUUUUUUAUUUGCUCUUUUUAAUGAGAAUAUUAAACCGGGUCCGGGUACAGAGCGGAAUUUUGGAUUGUUGUAUCCAAACGGGUCGAGGGUUUAUGAGAUUGAUCUUUUUGGGAAGACUCCAGAGUCGGAUUUUCCAGCGCUUCCUCCGCCGGAGAAUAAUGAACCUUAUAAAGGAAAGAUUUGGUGUGUAGCGGCGCGUGGCAGUAAUUUGACGGAGUUAGGGGAGGCUUUGUCGUAUGCUUGCUCUCAAGGGAACCGGACUUGUGAUGCGGUUCAACCCGGGAAAAAGUGUUUUAAACCGGAAUCGAUUUUCUGGCAUGCGAGUUAUGCGUUUAGUUCUUAUUGGGCGCAGUUUAAGAAGAUUGGGGGAACUUGUUACUUUAAUGGGCUUGCUACUCAAACUGCAAAGGAUCCAAGUUAUGGAUCUUGCAAGUUUCCAAGUGUGACACUUUGAAAGAGGAGAUGAAUCGUGAAAAUGGAGUCCUCUUCAACCUGCAAUUUUAACCAUUCAUUAAUUAAUAUUUCUAUGACAAUAGGAAAUUUGAAUUUGGGGUCUUUUAUUGUAGUUUGAUGUUGCUUUUAUUUGACCCAUCAAUGCCGUUCCUUCUCUAGGAAUCAUUUAACCCGCCAUGGAGGAACUUGCUUAGAUGAAUGAUUUUGAAUACUCACAACAACUAUUACCAUUAUUUGAUCAUGAUGUUAGAAUAAAGUCACAUGAACUUGUUUAUUUUACUAUUGCUGUCAUUUGUUCCUUGGACUUAGUUUAUCUUAAGUGAAAAAUACAUGAAUUAUUGUUAUUUGAGUGAAUAUAAUAUUAAUCA
Messenger RNA from Cicer arietinum (chickpea), 2070 nucleotides. RefSeq names its product probable glucan endo-1,3-beta-glucosidase A6. Gene Ontology annotation, molecular function: hydrolase activity, hydrolyzing O-glycosyl compounds. NCBI's taxonomy places the organism in Eukaryota, Viridiplantae, Streptophyta, Magnoliopsida, Fabales, Fabaceae. The record is from RefSeq and is a predicted model, not a curated record. Gene Ontology annotation, biological process: carbohydrate metabolic process.